AUGCUUCACCGUAGGGACCAACCUUCCUACCUUGGCUGCUUUAUCGAACACCCCUACAAUCCAGAUCUCACGGGCGAGCCUCCACUGAUCAUCACCCGUGCAGAGGCAUGCUUCUCUCACUGCAGCAUUGGCACCUGGUCCUAUGCAGCCAUCCGCAAUCGGACCAUCUGCACCUGUGGUGACGCCUAUAAUAACUACGGUGCCGCGCCCGCCUCUGCAUGCUCAACGCCCUGCUCCGAGAAACAAAGCACCUUUGACGACUGUGGUGGACCAGAGGCGAACAGCAUUUAUGGUGUGCAACUCACCAUCCCUAAGGUCCCCUUCCCCACGCCCUCAAUCAACUCCGGUAUAUACCCGACACCACCAACCCAUCCUGAUGGGAAUCGCUCUCCAAAUGAUUACGAAGGCGUUGAUGAUCAGGGUUCUAAGAGUUCGCGGGCAGCACUAAUUUCAAGCGCAGUGAUAGCAGUAGCCGUACUAGCGCUCGGGCUUAUGUCGCUGAUGGUGUACCGCAAACGGAAGAACAGGACUUCACUGUCAUUGCUGGGACAUAACGGAAAGGACGACAGAUGUAUGGAUGACAAGGCGCGAGCGACGACGGGACAUAGUUGGUUUAUGAUGGGAGGUAGUAACAGGAGGAACGAUUGUGACGACGAAGCUGACCAACCGUACGGCAGCAGCUAUCGAGCAGGACAGUAUCAUUCGAAGAGAGCCCCUGGUGCUCCAGGAGAUAUGGAGGCACAGCUGUUCGAAGGGUUUGAGUCGUCGGUUAUUAUGGAGGAUCAUCAAGGGGGUACCAAAGACGGAAGUAGCAAUCGGCACCAGGACGGACGACAAUCUAUCGAGACUACUAGCAGUGCAGGAAGUAGGAUAUUUUCGCAUACCACACAUCAUUCAGUGCCUCAGCAAUCGUCAUCUGAAUCUGCACCGGUCUCUGCAAUGACAGCACCGGACGACUCUCAGAAGCCAUUAUCGACAUUCACCUCGAAGAUAGGGUCAAAAUUGGGCCAUUUGCGAGUGAAGACGCUUCAUCUUCAGCCGCCCCAUCCCACAUCCACAUCUUCAGCCACAUCCCAGGGAGGCCUGCCUGUUAUGCCGAUCUCGCCAGUUUCGCCCAUCUCGCCUAUCUCCCCUGCGUCUGCAUCCUCGACAACAUCCACAAUGUCAAUGGGCGGAUCUAGUUCUUCGCAGGCCCCAGGAGCAGGGCUCGAUCAGUAUGACACAAUGUUGCGCAUCAUGGACAAUAGUGGCAACAAGACUAGUAGAGAUCCUGCAAGCGCCACGCCCUCCUUCUCACUCGCUUCGGCACCCAUCCCUGGUCCAGCCUCGAAUCGUCAGGGUUGCUCGUCCACAACACCAUCAAAUGUGGUUUCAGCAAUGCCCUCACUUGAGCGGUUUCAGUCCGCGACAUCCUCGUUGCCACCACGAUUUUCUCAGGACUACCAGGACAGGGAUCUGUAUGAACCACUCCCAUCGCCCAUUUCCCCAUCGGUUCAGUACGGAUCUUUACCACCGUUGCCGCACGGGGACUCUGUCCUUGAAGAUAAGGAGAUGGCUCUCAUGGCACAGUACCAACCACAUCAUUGUCGCCAGCAACAGCAACAACAACAACAACAGCAGCACCAUGCAGCUGUCGCCUCAGCUGCGCAAUCGACUACAGCAUCGACGCAGCAGCAGUACAGCAACCAUCAAGUCCACACCACAGGCUGGACAUGCCACAGACCCUUCAAAAUUGUCAGGCAAGCUUCCGCCACCAAUACCACAGCCAUCGUCAAUGUCUACUUCUGGACCUGCAUUAGGAUCCGGAUCAGCUGCAGGGACGAGUGA
Gamsiella multidivaricata is the source of this 1827-nucleotide messenger RNA. RefSeq lists its product as uncharacterized. The record is from RefSeq and is a predicted model, not a curated record. The transcript is spliced from 4 exons. Lineage: Eukaryota; Fungi; Mortierellomycota; Mortierellomycetes; Mortierellales; Mortierellaceae. Bases 1 to 1827 code for a protein of 608 amino acids.